AUGGGGUCAGGGGUCAUAAUUGGUGUUGUUGACAGUGGUAUCACUCCAAACCAUGCUUCUUUUAUGGAUGAUGGCACAAUGCCACCUAAACCCCCCACAUGGAAGGGGAGUUGUCGUUUCCGCAACAAAACACUAUGCAACAACAAGCUCAUUGGCGCUAUUGCAUUUCGCGGCUCAAGAAGGCCUUCACCAAAAGAUGCUAAGAACGACGGGCAUGGGACACAUGUUGCGAGCAUUGCACUGGAAGUUUUGUUGAUAACGCCGAUGUUCUUGGGCUUGCCGGGGCACCGCAUCGAGCACUCGCACCUAAAAGCUCAUCUUGCUAUUUAUAAGGCUUGCUCCACUAGCGAUUUGCGAGUGAUGCGAGAUAUUGUGGCAGCUAUAGAAGAAGCCAUAAAAAAUGGUGUGGAUAUUCUCUCCCUUUCCUUGGGACAACAAUCUCUUCCUUUCUAUGAUGAUGACAUGAUGAUUGCAACGCUCUCUGCUAUUAGAGCGAAAAUAUUUGUUUGUAUGGCUGCAGGAAACUCAGGCCCUUAUCGAAAAAGUGUUGAGAAUGGUGCUCCAUGGAUCCUUACUGUUGGAGCUAGCACCCAUGAUAGGAGGGUUAGCGCCACUGUCAAACUAGGAAAUGGUGUGGAAGUUGAAGGAGAAUCUGGAUACCAGCCAAGCACUUUCAAUGCUACUGGUAACAUCAUCUUCCCCGGCUUUGGAGAAGGCAAGUAUAGAGACAUGAGCGUCAAUGUGAAAGCUGCUGGAGGGGUGGGGAUGAUAGUGUUGGAUACAUCUAGGGAAGGAGCUACUACUUUAUCUUAUGACUAUGUACUCCCAACAGCUCAUGUCAACUACACCACCGCACGCAAAAUUGUGAAUUACCUCAGAAACACAAGUUCAGCUGCUACCGCAACAAUUGCAUUUAAUGGUACAAAGUUUGGAGCACGACCAUCUCCAACAGUCGGUUUCUUCUCUUCAAGAGGUCCACAUCCUUAUAAUGGUGGGAUAAUAAAGCCCCGAUAUCCUUGGACCGGGGUGAAUAUCCUUUCUGCAUGGCCGCUAGACUCGGACCAAAUCCGAAUGGUCCUCCGGGCUCAUAUUUUUAACUUCGACGAUGGAACAUCAAUGGCCACACCUCAUCUCGCGGGGAUUGCUGCACUACUCAAGAACAUUCACAAGAAUUGGUCAACCGCAACAAUUAAGUCAGCAAUCAUGACAACUGCCAAUAGGUUUGAUCUUGAUGGAAACCCAAUUCUUGAUGACUAUAAGGAACAUAUCAAUCAUGCAAAUGCGAUCGACAUGGGUUCGGGGACAAGAUACAAUGACACACAAGUUUCCACUGUUGCCGGCAGUUUAGUUCAAUGUUCUAUUGUUGGCAGCAUUGCUCCCGAGGAUCUUAACUAUCCUUCCAUAUCAAUAUCUCUAGAUCCCUCGAAAACAAAGUCCAUUAAUCGUACACUAACAAAUGUCGGGGAUGCUAAUGAGGUUUACAACAUAGAUGUUGAAGAACCAAAAGGAAUCACUGUGGUUGUCUCUCCAUCUUCAAUUCAAUUUUCACAAAUUGGCGAGGAGAAAAACAUCACUCUUGAAUUUAGCAGUAAGGGAAUGCCUUUAAACCAAGGUAAUAUUUUGGAUGGGCAACUUCAACUGGACUCUGGAAAGCACUUCAUAAGGAGUCCCAUAUCAGUCACCAUCCUUUGA
Dioscorea cayenensis subsp. rotundata (Guinea yam) is the source of this 1692-nucleotide messenger RNA. Its product is annotated as subtilisin-like protease 4. Gene Ontology annotation, biological process: proteolysis. The transcript is spliced from 3 exons. Lineage: Eukaryota; Viridiplantae; Streptophyta; Magnoliopsida; Dioscoreales; Dioscoreaceae. The coding region runs from base 1 to 1692 and encodes 563 amino acids. Gene Ontology annotation, molecular function: serine-type endopeptidase activity. The record is from RefSeq and is a predicted model, not a curated record.